This is a messenger RNA of Aegilops tauschii subsp. strangulata, 624 nucleotides long. NCBI's taxonomy places the organism in Eukaryota, Viridiplantae, Streptophyta, Magnoliopsida, Poales, Poaceae. The record is from RefSeq and is a predicted model, not a curated record.
AUGGAGGAGUUGAAUGACAAUGCAAGGAUGAUCGUGCAAGCCGUCCUUCUUAGGAUGUUGAAGCGCUUGAAGGAGCAGCUGGAGAAGGCGGAGAAGGAGGCAGCCGAGAAGGAAGCGGAUGGUGAGGAGGAGCCGGCGGCAGAGGUUGUUGACCUUCCCUACAAUUUGAGAGAUGAAUCAUGGUGGAACCCAAUUGCUAAACAGAUGGAUAAGGAUGCCCAGUCUGUUACUUUUGAUCAUAAUGGUGGUUUUCUGCGUGCAAGGAUAUCCAUUGAUGUGGACAAGCCCCUUAGGAGAUGGAUUUUGAUUGAUUCUGCCAGGAAGAAGAAAGUGGAUAUGUAUCCUGCAGCCGCCGAAGCUGCUCCCUCCCGCUCGAAGCCCGCUCCGCCCGCUCCUCGCUCCCUCCCGCUCGAAGCCGCCGUCGCUCCCUCCCGCUCGAAGCCCACUCCGCCCGCUCCUCGCUCCCUCCCGCUCGAAGCCGCCGUCGCCGCAGCUGCUCCCGCUCGAAGCCCGCAGCCGCCGAAGCUGCUCCCUCCCGCUCGAAGCCAGCCGCCGCCGAAGCUGCUCCCGCUCCCCAACCGGCCUCGCUCCCUACUGAUCGACGACUCCCGCCGUUGCCCCUGA